Messenger RNA from Camelina sativa (false flax), 936 nucleotides. RefSeq lists its product as uncharacterized. The record is from RefSeq and is a predicted model, not a curated record. NCBI's taxonomy places the organism in Eukaryota, Viridiplantae, Streptophyta, Magnoliopsida, Brassicales, Brassicaceae.
AUGGUGGACAUUGGAGGGAGACCUCCGGGGGAUCCGCCAGACACGUCUCAGACAUGGGCACAGAAGGUGGUUGGUUGUAGUAGUGAAGGUUUGCCUAUCCCGGAGGAGGUUUUGGCUGAUGAUUUUGUGUCGGAGAGGGUUGUUUUGGAGUUCCCUAAUGGGGAUGAUGGUGAACCGGUAGUCACGAUCGGAGAUGAGGUCUUGACGGUGAUGAAGAGCCUAUGGAAACAAUGUAUGAUUGUUAAGGUUCUAGGCAGGCAUGUCUCGAUAGCGGUGUUGAGUCAGAAGUUACGAGAGUUAUGGAAACCAAAAGGUCCUAUGUUUGUGAUGGAUCUGCCCCGCCAAUUCUUUAUGGUACGUUUUGAGAGGGAGGAUGAAUACUUGGCCGCACUGUCCGGGGGACCGUGGAGAGUGUUUGGGAGUUACCUCAUGGUUCAGGCUUGGUCCUCGGAGUUCAAUCCGUUAACUGAUGAGAUCGUUACUACCCCCGUUUGGGUUCAUCUCACAAACAUUCCUGUGCACUUUUACCACCGUUCUAUCCUAAUGGGUAUUGCGAAGGGUCUUGGGAAACCCGUUCGAGUGGAUCUGACGACACUGAACUUCGAGAGGGCAAGAUUUGCUAGGAUUUGUGUGGAAGUAGAUCUGAAGAAGCCUCUAAAAGGUUCGGUGAUGGUGAACGGGGAGAGGUUUUAUGUGCUUUAUGAGGGGCUUACGAACAUUUGUUCUUUGUGUGGUCUCUACGGCCAUUUAGUGCACUCAUGCCCACAGAACCGUCGUGAUGUGCUUCCAGUGGAGGUGGCACCAUCGCCGGCGGUUGUUACGGAGGUAAGGCAGGAUUCUCAGCCUGGAGACAAGGUUUACGGUUGUGACAACAAAAGGCAGGAGAUCAGGUUCGCAUGGGAAUCAAAGGAGGUUGACCGGGGGAGCAGUGGGUAG